AUGGCGGUGGUGAGGAGUGAGGUUAUUCUCUCAGUUUACAUCAUUUCCUUCCUGAUAGGCCUGCCAGCGAACCUCCUGGCUCUCUAUGCCUUCAGUGUUAAGAUCCACUCCAAGCCACAACCAACAGACAUCCUGUUACUCAACCUGAUUGUCUCUGACCUGCUCUUUUUGAUCAUCCUUCCUCUCAAGAUGUACGAGGCGGUGUCAGGCAUGAAAUGGAAUUUGCCCAACUACGUGUGCUCCAUCACCUCCUUCACCUUCUUCUCCACAGUCUACACCAGCUCCUUGAUGCUGAUGGCAGUCAGUGUGGUUCGCUACAUCGGGGUAGCUUUUCUCUUAUCGCCCUUAUCAUCAUUAUCAAGUUGCUGUUAUUUGGGCCUGAAUCUUUUCAAAACUGCACACUGCAGCAUUACUUUCAUUACCCAGCACCACCCCUCCUUGUCCAGCAACAAUGCCACCGUGUGCUAUGAGAACUUCACAACAAAGCAGCUGGACAUCCUCCUCAAAGUACGUUUGGAGCUUUUCAUUGUACUCUGCCUUAUACCUCUUCUCAUUUGUGUUUACUGCUACAUGCGCUGCAUCUUGAUCCUGCACAGCGGCCCUAGGAUAUCCCGGAUGCAGAAGCAGAAGGCCAUUGGCAUGGCCUCGGGGACUCUAGCUGUGUUUCUCAUUUGUGUGCUGCCAUACAAUGUGUCUCAUUUAGUGGGUUACAUCCAGGGUGAGAGCCCAAGAUGGAGGUACUACACCCUGCUACUUAGUACCUUCAACACCUGUAUUGAUCCCAUCAUCUUCUACUUUUCCACUAGUGAAAAGUCACUUUUCAGGAAGCGUAAAAUCGCUGUUUCAGGAGUACAAAGACAGGCAACAAGCUCUGGCUGA
Morone saxatilis (striped sea-bass) is the source of this 879-nucleotide messenger RNA. Its product is annotated as free fatty acid receptor 3. Lineage: Eukaryota; Metazoa; Chordata; Actinopteri; Moronidae. Gene Ontology annotation, molecular function: G protein-coupled receptor activity. Gene Ontology annotation, cellular component: plasma membrane. The record is from RefSeq and is a predicted model, not a curated record. The coding region runs from base 1 to 879 and encodes 292 amino acids. Gene Ontology annotation, biological process: G protein-coupled receptor signaling pathway; cellular response to fatty acid. The transcript is spliced from 2 exons.